AUGAAGACCAUCGUCGCUGCUCUUAUGUUGGCAUCAACACUGGCCGUAGCCAGAUGUGCCCCAUAUGUGAUAUUCUUAGAGGAAGCCCCACUGCGUGUGGUUCGUUCUGCUAACGUUGAACUUGGAGGAGCAUCGGGAAGCGCAGCCAAUGCUGGAGCGGAGUCAUUCAAUCAGGGUGGUGGCUUCCCGGGAUUCGGAGGUUUUGGAGGACUUUCGGGAUCGGCUGCUAAUGCUGGCACACAGUCAUUUACCCAAGGCGGAUUUGGAGGACUCUCGGGAUCGGCUGCCAAUGCUGGUACUCAGUCAUUCACCCAGGGUGGUGGACUUGGUGGACUUGGUGGACUCUCGGGAUCAGCCGCAAAUGCCGGUUCUCAGUCGUUCACCCAGGGAGGUGGCUUGCCUGGGUUCGGAGGAGGUUUGAGUGGCAGUGCUGCCAAUGCUGCAUCGCAAUCGUUUACACAGGGUGGUGGCUUCCCAGGUUUUGGAGGAGCCUCCGGAUCGGCGGCCAAUGCUGCUUCACAGACGUUUACUCAGGGAGGUCUAGGAGGUGGUGCCAGCGGUAGUGCGGCUAAUGCAGGCACGCAAACUUUCACAUCCGGUGGAUUCGGUGGACUGUCCGGAAGUGCGGCUAACGCUGCCUCUCAAUCGUUUACUCAGGGUGGAGGCCUCCCAAUUGGUGUUCACUAA
Sabethes cyaneus is the source of this 687-nucleotide messenger RNA. RefSeq lists its product as uncharacterized. The transcript is spliced from 2 exons. NCBI's taxonomy places the organism in Eukaryota, Metazoa, Arthropoda, Insecta, Diptera, Culicidae. The record is from RefSeq and is a predicted model, not a curated record. Bases 1 to 687 code for a protein of 228 amino acids.